CUCUCCUUUGCUUACUUAAAUUCACUUUGUUUUUAUUUCUCACUUUGUCUAAUAUACUCGUCCGAAAAAUUUACUAUUUCGAUUCACAGUGCACAGAAAUAGAACACAGAAAUGGCGAGGACAUGUUACUACGAGUUGCUUGAAGUUGAGCACGGCGCUAGUGAUUCUGACCUUAAGCGCGCAUACCGCAAGCAGGCGCUCAUCUGGCAUCCAGACAAGAACCACGGGAACACUGACGAGUCCACUCGCAUAUUUGCCGAGAUCAAGGAGGCAUACGAGACGCUGAGCGACCCCCAGGAGCGCGCAUGGUAUGAUAACCACCGCGAACAGAUUCUACGCGGCGACGACUACAUGGCCGCUGCUUCAGCCAGUGGGACGGGAUCGGGCCACGGCCAGGGUGGCCAGAGCGCGAAUGUCAGCUUUGUUUCGACAGAUUAUCUAAUGAAAUUUUUUAGCCUGUCGUCCUUUCGUGGAUUCGACGACUCGCCGUCAGGAUUCUACACGGUCUAUCGCGGCCUAUUUGCACGGCUCCGCGAUGAAGAGCUCGACGUGUAUGACCCCGAAACGGAAAGCCAAAUGGACUACCUACAAAAUCUUGACUUUGGUACGUCUUUUACUCUGUUCGAUGAGGACGCCGCCUAUGCGAGAUCCCAGAACCGGUCGAACCGCCAGCCGCGUCGAAGCGAGGGCACCGGGUCUACACUGCGCGACUUUUACAACUUUUGGACGAGCUUUUCGUCGCGCAAGUCGUUUGGCUGGUUUGACAGAUUUCGGCUGGCAGAUGCAGAGAACCGCCAGAUCAGACGGCUGAUGGAGAAGGAAAACAAGGUCCUGCGCGACAAGGCGAAGCGGGAAUUCACUGAAACUGUCCAGAACCUAGCUUCCUGGCUCAAGAAGCGCGACCCACGUUACAAGCGCUACACAGAUGAGCAGCAGGCCCUGCAGCUGGAGCGGGAAAGCGAGCGCAAGCGCCGCAUGGCCGAACAACGCGCCGCAGUUGUUGAAGACGCCAGCACGUAUGUGCGCCAGGCGUGGGAGGAGGUCGACUACUCAAAGUUUUUGGACGAGCACCUUGACUACUCCCCAGAGGAGCACAGCGAUAGCGCCAGCGACAAUACCGAUAUCGUUGGAGGCAAGGAUGAUUUUGCAAGUGGAAUCGAGCUCGAGGUUGUGUCCGGGGAUGAGCUCGAUCCGGAAAACGAGCUUGUGUGCUUCACAUGCGACAAGCUAUUUAAAACGGCUGCGCAAAAAGAGAACCACGAGAAGAGUAAGAAGCACCAAAAGGCCGUGCGCGAGAUCCGGCGCGAAAUGAUGCGUGAGGAGCGCCGCAUGGCAAAGUUGUCUGGGACUCGCGGCAAUUCGACGCAGCCAGCAUGUAGUGACCCCAUCCUCGACGAACAUAGCGACCUCACCGAAGCUGCAUCAGACAGCCACAUCACCGACAUUGAGGAUGAUUGCACGGACGACGAGGACUCUAUCCUGGCCCAGAUGGUUGGAAGCGUGAGUCUGGCGCAGGAGGCCAAGAGCAAGAGUAAGAAGAGUAAGAAGAAGCGGCGCCAACAGGCAAACAUGCUGCUGGCACAAGAUGUUGCGAUCUCGCAAAGCCUCGAGCCAGUGGACUUAGACUUAGACUUAGCGGACAUUGAAGGUGCGCGUCUAUCAAAUUCCAGCGACCCCCCCUCCAAGCCUGACACUGCCGGCAGUGCGCAGCGCGUGUCGAAGAAGGAGCUGCGUCGCGAGCGGCAAAAAAUUAAGGAACAAAAAGAAGGCGGCAGCGAUCUGCGGUGCAACGUGUGCGGCCGGGAAUUCGAGACACGCAACCAUCUAUUCAACCACAUCAAGGACACCGGCCAUGCCCUGGCCAACAACCUUCCUCGGCACUUGGCGGAGCAAAUCGUACAGGAGAGGUCUACCGCCAAGGGAAAGAAGGGCAAGAAGGGAGCCAAGCGCUGAAAAAUUAAGAUUUAAUUUUGCGUGAUACGCGAUGAAAAAUGCGGGGUGAAGAAAUACUUCAUUUCUCCAUUUUUUGCCUGCCUAAAAUAAAAAUACUUCUUUGUUGGAGGAAAUGAAUAAAUAAUUUGGUUUUAGCGCCUAAAACAUG
Messenger RNA from Kickxella alabastrina, 2101 nucleotides. RefSeq lists its product as uncharacterized. The record is from RefSeq and is a predicted model, not a curated record. The transcript is spliced from 2 exons. Gene Ontology annotation, cellular component: cytoplasm. NCBI's taxonomy places the organism in Eukaryota, Fungi, Kickxellomycota, Kickxellomycetes, Kickxellales, Kickxellaceae. The annotation marks the transcript as partial. Gene Ontology annotation, molecular function: nucleic acid binding; zinc ion binding.